GGUUCGACCUGCGUUUGAGGCGUGGGGGGAGUCAGAGUGGCGAGUAAUGGAGGACUCUCGGCACAUGGUGGAAGAGGUGUUGACUCUUUGUCUCCAGAGGAUCACCAUGGAGGAAACCAGCAUGAGCACUGAGCGCGAGUUACUGCAAGUGGUGAAAAACCUGGAGAAGGUGAGGAAGCAAUGGCUGCACGCCGAGCUGGAGCAGAAGAAAUACAAAGAGCUGCUGGUGAAGUCAGACGUGUCCAAAGCUGCUCUGGAGGUCAAACUGAAACACGCUCGAAACCAGCUGGACGUGGAGAUGAGGAAACGCUACAAGAUGGAAGCAGACUAUCAUUACCUGCAAAGGCAGAUGCAGCUCAUGUGUGACAUCCUGCUCCACGACAGUAAAUCCAGCGCCUGUUUGAACUCCGAGCAGAAAUCUCUUCUGGCCACAUUUGAACAUAAAGGAGGAAACGUGACUCUGCACCGACGCAGCAAACGGUUGUGUGUGAUAGACGAGUCUUCGUUCCUGUCCCACUCUGACAUCAGCUACGAUCGGACCGAUGAUGACGUGGAUCUGGACACGACUUCCAUUAAACCUUUGAAAUCUCGAGCCAGGGAGAGGAGGCGCUCCUCGAUGGGACUGCCUGUCGGCGCUCCAGUUGGGAAGCGAGGAAGAAGCGGGAAUCUUUCUGCAGAGCUGCUGGAGAUGAAACCUAUAGAGGGGGUCAACACGUUGGUGAAGGAGCUGCUGAGGACCCCUGAGACUGGAGGUCAGAUUGCCAUGGUGAUGGGAAUCACACAAGAACCCCCCAAAAACCAGGCCUGUACCCAGGAGUGUGACGGCUCAGUGGGAGGAGACCAAACCUCCGUGUGGCUUCCCUGUGAGGAGAUGGCUCUGGAGCCUGAAAUUCAAUCAAAGAUGGAGAAGAGUGCUGCCGUCAGAGUAUCAUCCACCUGCAGAGCUGAGAAAACCGAGACGCAUGUUUUCCUUACUAAAACUGUGAUCCGGCCAGAGGUGUGCUUACCGUGCGGGAAGAGGAUGCGCUUUGGGAAGAUGGCGGUGAAGUGCAGAAACUGCCGCGCAGUCGCUCAUCCAGAGUGCAAACUGAAACUGAGCACCAGCUGCUCGGCCACAACCACGACAGGAGGUUCAGCUCAACAGAAAUCGUUGGAGGAUUUUGCUCCAGUGAUCAGCCCCAGAGUGCCUCUUCUGGUCGUGGAGUGUGUGACUGAGAUAGAGAGGAGGGGCCUGGAGGAGAUAGGACUCUACCGAAUUCCUGGAGGGGAGCGUCUGGUGAAGGAGCUCAGGGAUCGAUUCCUCCAGGGGAGAACUCCGCUCAUGCUCAGUAAGGUUCAUGACGUCCACGUGCUGUGUGGUCUGCUAAAAGACUUUCUGAGGAAACUGGAGGAGCCUCUUAUCCCCUUCAGACUGCACAAGACCUUCAUGGAGGCUUCAGAGCUGACAGAUGAAGACAACUGCACUGCCAUCAUGUAUCAGGCCAUUGCAGAGCUGCCAAAGGUCAACAGAGACACUCUGGCAUUUCUCAUGCUUCACUUGCAGAAGGUGAUGAUGAGUCCUCCGUGUCAGAUGAACAAGAGUAAUUUGGCCCGGGUGUUUGGACCAACGAUAGUGGGGUAUGGGAUGUCUGAGCCGACUCCAGCCAAGAUCUUGAGAGACUUAAACACUCAGCCAAAGGUUAUUUGCCACCUGUUGUCUGUCCCUGAAGCCUACUGGAGACGUGUCCUCACCGUCCAGACAGAUGAGAUCUCGCCCUCCGCCACUAAAACCCAGAGCCUGGAUGAUGCGCAUGAUUUCGGUCGGUUGUUUGAGCCGUUGACUUCUCCAGAGUUAAACAGCUACUACAGAACUCCCAGCAGAGAAACUCUGGGAGUCUGGAUUAGGAACCUGGGCAACGCUCCCACCAGCACAGGUCGAGCAGAACCAGGGUGGAGGUUCUUUGCCUCACCCAACUGAUCCACGGACCUGAACCUCACAAGGGCAGACCAGUUUAAACAUUUUGACCAAUCACAGGACAGCUUCAUCCUGCUGCUGGCUGUUCUAACGAAUUGUGUGAGAAACAUGGUUUACGUUUUAAACUGGACUUGUGUUGAUUUUAUUAAAACACUAAACUAUGAAAAAUAAAAUAAAAGCACUUGCAUGUUGUGGAAGAAACUUGAAAUUUACAUAAUAAAAUUUAUUUACUAAUA
Anarrhichthys ocellatus (wolf-eel) is the source of this 2190-nucleotide messenger RNA. RefSeq names its product rac GTPase-activating protein 1. The record is from RefSeq and is a predicted model, not a curated record. The transcript has 17 exons. Bases 47 to 1957 code for a protein of 636 amino acids. Gene Ontology annotation, cellular component: nucleus; spindle midzone; midbody. NCBI's taxonomy places the organism in Eukaryota, Metazoa, Chordata, Actinopteri, Perciformes, Anarhichadidae. Gene Ontology annotation, molecular function: GTPase activator activity. Gene Ontology annotation, biological process: Rho protein signal transduction; mitotic cytokinesis; mitotic spindle midzone assembly.